Molecule: messenger RNA, 3076 nt
Organism: Manis pentadactyla (Chinese pangolin)
Lineage: Eukaryota; Metazoa; Chordata; Mammalia; Pholidota; Manidae
Gene: ADAM7
Product: ADAM metallopeptidase domain 7
Biological process (GO): proteolysis
Cellular component (GO): plasma membrane
Molecular function (GO): metalloendopeptidase activity
Source: RefSeq, a predicted model, not a curated record
AUGAUACCUUACGUCUCCUUACAUUUGGCCACCUAUGUAGUGAGGAAAUUCUCCUCCAAAAAGCAGUGGGGGACAGAGUCUCAGUCAUUCACUGGGAGGGGCUUGCAGAUCCUCACAAGGAACUUUGCCUCCACUCAGUUAGAUGAAAAGGUAAUCCUUGGAAUAUCCGGUCCACCGCUGGUUUAUCCUAAAAGGCUUCCUCUGAUACAGAAGCGAGAUGUUUGGCAGAGCCGUGGCGAUGACUUACAGGAAACUUAUGAAGAAGAACUGUUGUAUGAAAUAAAGCUAAAUAAAAAAAGCUUAAUACUCUACCUUUUAAGAUCAACCUAAUUCCUAGCCUCAAAUUACAGUGAAACGUACUACUCCGCAAAAGGAAAGAUCAGCAGUCAUCCUCAGACCAUGGAUCACUGUUUUUACCAAGGAUCCAUCAUACAUGAAUUUGAUCCUGCUGCCAGUAUCAGCACAUGUAAUGGUCUGAGGCAGUAUUUCCAGGUCAGUGACUGAAGGUAUCUCAUUCAACCAGUGAAAUAUUCAGAUGAGGGAGAACAUUUGGUGUUCAAAUAUAACCCAAAGAUGCAGUAUGCUGCCAAUUAUUUUUGUACAGAGCUCAAUUUUACCAGGACAACUGUUCCAAGGGCUAACCCUAAAUCUAUGGAAGACUCCAAAGCGGAAAUAUUCCAUAAAGAGAAAUACGUCGAACUGUUCAUUGUUGCUGAUGAUAACAUGUGUCGCAGGAAUAAUCAUCCUUACAGUAAACUGAGGAACCGAAUUUGGGGUAUGGUCAAUUUUGUCAACAUGAUUUAUAAAACCUUGGACAUUCAUGUGACAUUGGUUGGCCUUGAAAUGUGGACAAAUGGAGAUAAAAUAGAACUAGAUUCAAAUAUAGAAACUACCUUAUUGCGUUUUUCAGCUUGGCAAGAAAUGAUCCUUAGAAAAAGGAAGAAUUUUGAUCAUGCUCUGUUACUCAGUGGGAAGUGGCGCUACACACACACCCAAGGAACUUCUUAUCCAGGGGGUAUAUGCCUGCCCUAUUAUUCCUCCAGUGUUGUUAAGGAUCUUUUACCUGACCUAAAUGUAAUUGCAAGCAGACUGGCACAUCAGCUGGGGCAUAACCUUGGGAUGAAGCACAAUGAAUAUCUGUGUGUUUGUACUUGGGAAAAAUGCACGAUGAGUAGUGAUGGAAGCAUUCCUGCACUAAAAUUCAGUGAAUGCAAUAGAGACCAGUACUUGCAGCACCUGAAGGACUAUAAGCCAACAUGCAUGUUCAAUGUUCCAUUUUCUGACGAGUUAAGUGAUUCCCCAUAUUGUGGAAACAAGAAGUUGGAUGAAGGAGAAGAGUGUGAUUGUGGCCCUGCUCAGGAAUGCACUAAUCCUUGCUGUGAUGCAAACAUGUGUAUGCUGAAGCCAGGAUUUACUUGUACAGAAGGAGAGUGCUGUGAAUCUUGUCAGGUAAGAUCCUUUCAGUCCAUAUGCAGACCGGCACAUGAUGAAUGUGACUUCCCUGAACUGUGUACUGGCCACUCUUCUGGCUGCCCUAAAGACCAAUUCCAAGUAAAUGGAUUUCCUUGCAAGAAUGCAGAAGGCUAUUGCUUCAUGGGGAAAUGUCCCACCUGGGAUGGCCAGUGCUCUGAAUUGUUUGAUGAUGAGGCAAAAGAUGGUCCUGAGAUCUGCUACAAGAUGAAUACAAGGGGAAAUAAGUCUGGAUACUGCAAAAACAAGGAAAGCAGAUGGAUUCCUUGUGAAGAGAAAGACACCAAAUGUGGAAAGAUACACUGCCCCAGAGGGCAACACUCCCCUCUCCUUGGAGGAAAAACUUUUCAUUUUAAGACGGCUCCAAAGCAAAAUGACACUACUGAAUGCAAAACCUUGUCUUUAUACCACAAUUCUAAAGAUUUUGGCCUGGUUGCUCCUGGAACAAAAUGUGGAGAUGGAAUGGUGUGCAGCAAUGGUGAAUGUGUGAAUGUGGAAAAGAUCUACAAUUCAACCAAUUGCUCCUUUCAGUGCAAUGAAAAUGCUGUGGAUGGCCAUGACCUUGAGUGCCAAUGUGAGGAAGAGCAGGUACCCAUGGGCUUGGAAGAAACCUUAAAUGUUACCAAUAUUUCCAUCCUGGUUGUUGUGCUUGUCCUGGUUAUUAUAGGUGUUGGGGUUAUCAUAUUAUUAAUUCGUUACCAAAAAUGUAUUAAGUUGAAGCAAGUUCAGAGCCCGCCUAGAGAUACACAGGGAAUAGAGAAUAAAUCAUACUUCGGUGAUGAGCAGCAGACAAGGACUGAACCAAUCUUACCUGAUAUUCAUCCCCUACAUGUAAGAAAUUUUCAUUUGCAAUAAUUAAUCCAUCAAUUAAAAAAGUAACAUGUGUUUGAAGUGGAACUAAGCCUUAAGCUAAGUGAGGUCAGAGACGCAGAACAGUUUAACACGAUUCCACACCAAUGAGGCCUUCGAUCUACAUGUGGGGAAGGAGAGGAUAGCAGGACUCAAGUAAACCAAGACACUAUUUCAUAACAGAAUAUAAUAUAUUAGUUCAAUAAAUACUGACUUGUGUACUAUUGGAAAAAUUUACAAACAUAAAAUAUAUUCUGAAACAUAAACCAAGUCUUAAUAAACUUAAAAGAAUUAGGGUCUUACAAAAUUUGUUCUCAAAAAUAAAAUUCUAUUAGAACUCGGUAACAGAAAGCUAUUGGGAAAAUUCCCAAUUGGAAAUUAGAUAACAAACUCCAAGGAAAUCAUGAGUCAAAGGAAAAAAUAGAAAGUAUUUUAUACUAAAAGGAAAUGAAAUAACAUAAAAAGAUUUGUGGGAACAGUGAAAUCGGUAAUCAAAAAAAAAUGUACAGCUCUAAAUGCUUAUGUUAGGAAAAAGAAAUGUAUCUGAGCAGUGACUUCAGCUUUUACUUUAAGAAACUAGAAAAAGGAGAGCAAAUGAAACUAAGUAUAAGCAGAGGGCAGGAAAAAAAUAAUUCAACUGAUCACUGGUGAAAUAGAAAAGAAAAAAAUAACUGAGAACAUCAGUGAGAGCUAAAGCUGUUCUUUAAAAGAGAUUAAUAAGUAUUAUAAAUCUCUAGCCAGACUGAUCAGAAAAGGU